Phasianus colchicus (ring-necked pheasant) is the source of this 3383-nucleotide messenger RNA. RefSeq names its product solute carrier family 15 member 5 (gene SLC15A5). Gene Ontology annotation, biological process: transmembrane transport. The record is from RefSeq and is a predicted model, not a curated record. Gene Ontology annotation, molecular function: transmembrane transporter activity. Lineage: Eukaryota; Metazoa; Chordata; Aves; Galliformes; Phasianidae. Gene Ontology annotation, cellular component: membrane.
UGGCAUAUAUAAAGCUCAGCCAAUUAUUUCCUUUCCCUUGUUUGUUAUCCAAAGUUAGAGUAAAUGAAACUACAUGAAGUCUAAGAUACUGAUAUUUUAGCUAGCAACCUUGCUGUCUCUAGUAGUUUCCAUGAUAUGGUUCACUUUGAAUUAUUAGCACCCAUGAGAACAGCACAAAAGUGACUGGUGCCCUACGAAAUUGUAGUGGUAAAGUGUGGAAUUCAAAGUGAGAGUCUUACCAGUUUGCUAAUUACAGUGGAGGGGAACAGAAGUAUACCUGUAACUUAAGCUGUCCUCCUGAGUCCUAGUCAAAGAAGUCAAGCAUGCCCGGUGCAGGCAGUGGUGAUGUUCAAGAGAAGCAGCUUACAGCUGACACCGAAAAGGAGAAAAACCUGCUACCUGGUAGAAGAAACAAUGCUGGAAACCUGACUCUGCCUGAGAAGAAAGUCCAGGAGGCUAUUUGUGUGCUGCUGGUGGAGCUGUGUGAGAGGUUCACAUUCUUUGGCAUCGUCUGCAAUAUGAUCCUCUUCUGCACUGUCAGACUUGGCUAUCGCAACUACCAGGCUGCCAUUGUAAAUAUGUGCUUUGUGGGCACCUCCAUGCUGACACCAGUGCUGGCUGGCUGGCUCGCUGAGUGCCUUGUGGGGCGGAUCAAGCUGGUGUGCAUCUGCAUGUUUCUACACUUCCUAGGCACAGCCCUGCUACCCAUUGUGGCUUUCCCUUUUGAAGAUAUCUACAUUGACAAACGACAUAUUCUUCUUCAUACACUAACCAAAAAGGAGCAGAAAAUAGUGUUCUACUUUGCACUACUCACAGCUAGCCUGGGAAUAGGGGGCAUAAGAGCUAUAGUUUGUCCACUAAGUGCAUACAACCUUGAGAACUGCGGACCGAAGGAACUUCUUUCUUUUUUCAACUGGUUUUAUUGGCUGAUUAACUUAAAUUCAGCAGUUGUCUUUGUCAGCAUCUCUUAUAUCCAGCAAUCUGUGGCGAGAAAUCUUGGUUUUCUUCUCCCAUUUGUGUCUGUGCUUAUGGCCAUGAUCACAAUUCACAUGGUGCGUGGAGAAAUGAUUUACAAACCCAAAACAGACAGUUCCCUUCUGACAACUUUUGGGGUAAUUGGUAGUGCACUGAAAAUGUGCUGUGUGCGGUAUCGCUACUUUAGUGGAGAUGUAUCCAGCUGGUUAGAUCAUGCCAAGGAAUAUCACGGUGGUCAGUACAGUGAGACUCAAGUGGAAAGUACAAAGUCACUUGCCAGGCUCUUCCCGUUGUUUGCUUUCCAAAUUCUUUACAGAACAUGUAUUAUGCAGAUUCCUUCAGGAUAUUAUCUCCAAACCAUGAAUUCCAACUUGAACUUCAGUGGAUUUGUAUUGCCAAUUGCUGCAAUGAAUGUGAUAAGCAUUGUGCCACUACUGAUUCUUGUUCCAAUUUUGGAAUGUAUUAACUCAUAUCUCUUCAGCUCCAAGGGAAGUGGACAUUCUCCAACGAUUUACAUUGUUGCAGGUCAAUUAUCUGCUGCACUUUCUGUGAUGGCUGCUGGCUUCUCUGAAAUACACCGAAAGCAUUUUCCUCAAGUGGAACAGACCCUUUCUGAGGAGGUUCUCCUGGUCUCAUCCAUGCCUUGCUUCCACUUAGCUCCUCAGUACAUCCUGCUUGGAGUGGCUGAAGCCUUGGUAACUCCCUCUUGUUCGUUGCUAUCAUUCUGGCUUGUACCGGAAAGAAUUCGAGGAAUUUCCAUGCAUUUUUUAACUCUCUUCAAUGGAGCUGGCUGCUUUAUGGGAGCUUUCUUUGUUCAGACAGCUCACACUGGCACUCAAGGCAACUGGUUUCCGCACUUGCUACAUGAAGGUAAAUUGGAGAGAUUCUUCUUCUUCUUGGCUUCCUUGAUGAUGGUGAACACCUUUGGGUUCUGGACCAUUGCACACAGAUACAGCAAUCUGAACCAGGAGUAUAUCAGUGAGUUCAGAGGAAGUCUUUCUGAGGAAAAAGAAGUCUGUCUGAAGCAUGACAAAGUUGUUGAGCACUAUGGUAGUGUCCUGGAUCAUUCUUCCAUUUUGUCUCCUAUGGAGACAACCUGAAAAGUUUCACCCUUCUUGGAUUAAAUUUUGCUUGUUAACUGCAAGCUUUCUAAUGAAAAAUAAUGUAGUGCACUUUAAUGGAACCACCAAUGUAGUUACUAAUCACCUUAGGACUAAUGUUAUUUAUAAGUUUACAAAAUAGCAAUUGUCUUAGGAUUUAGCCUUGUAGGAUGCUGCACUGUCAUAAUGCAUGCCACUGACAAUGAGAGCUCACUGCUUUGCAUGGUUGAUGUAGAGAUGCUUUUAAUCUGUAUAGGAAAAAGGACAGGUAUUCAUGUGCAUUUAUGAUUAAUAAUGAUUAAAAAAUAAUAAAUUCAUGUAUAUAUUUGUUUAGCAAAUUACUGUGACAGUAUCAUUUGAAAAUAACUUUGUAGGCAGUAUUAAUUAAUUCAUACUUGUGAAGGUGGGAGCCUUGUGUUAUUCCUUGUUAAUAUUUAUCUGAUCUUUGAUUUCAGCAAAUUGCUACUUCACCUUAGUUUCCUUUUCAGGAAAAUGGACACCGCCAUGCUAAACUUUUCUAGAGAUUGCCUUGAGGUCUACCAGGAGUUCACUGAUAUUAUAAGCUAAUGACAAAUCUGUAAAAAUCUGAUGUGAGAUACUUGUGCUGAGGCAUCUAGCCAUCACUUUAACAGAAACAUUGUGGGAUUUGUCAUUCCUAGAGGAUGUUAUACGGUAAUGUUACUAGUGUGAGAUCCAGAGGCUACAACUUAUUUAGAUCAAAAUAACUAAUUGUUACCCAGUUGGAGAGGGUGAAAGGUGUUAGGAAGAUGUUAAGGGAAGUGUGGAUACAGCUGCAAGUUGAGGAAGAAACUAUUAACAAAAUUGAAAUUAAUGAAUUAAUGAAAUUAAUCUUAAAAAUCUAAACAGUGUUAAGCACUCCCAAAACUCGCUGAUCAAACCUUUUAAAGUCAUAUUAAUAAAAUGAUAAUGAGGAAAGUAUUAGGGUUAUCAUGUAAUAAAGAAACAUACAAAACCCAAAAACUAGAGGAACACUUUGAUUAAAAGUUGAUAGAGUUGAAAAUUUAAGUCAUCAGAAUGCUACCAGACACAAGAAAUGCUAUACAACAGGAGAAAUCACACUGAAUGCACACAGUGCUUUGAAGUGACACGGUAGUUUAUGCACUGAAACUGUAAAAGAGUUGAUGAAGGUAAUCACAGUAUUGUUAUCCAUUUAACCAUGCUGCAGGUAUAGGCUGGGGUGGGGAGCAGUGAGGGGGAAGCAAAAUGCUGUAAGUAUAUCUAAGAAGUAAGAGGGAAGGCAGUCAGGAUUGUCUCAGAGCUGUUAGUUUGAUCUCACUAGUAUUUAAG